AACAGAGUAGUCCCCCUUUAUUGACGUUGUAGCGACGAAAUAAUAUUCUGCCAACGCUACGAAGCGUACGUCCAGUUAAAUGAACUGAAAGAGAUUCAUUUCAUUUUUAAACUGCAUCAGUUUAUUAAAUCACGUCUGAUCAACAAACAUCAGAAAUCCCAUGCAUCCAACAUUGCAACAUGCCUCGAGCAUAUAGACGGCCUUAUCUCUUCAUCAUUGGAAUGACAGUCUUCUUCUUGCUGAUUUACAUCCUGUUGUAUACAGAUCUCAGUGGUAGUAGGUUGAGCUCCAGUCCUCAGGAGAAUCUUGAUCUAAAACUCAGUCCAGACCUGUUGGGCCUGGGUGUAUUGCAGCAACCUCAUGGCCCUGGUGUUGUUGCAGGCCUAAGCUCCAAAAGAAUCAGGGGUAUGCCUCCCUUUAUCCCCCAGCUGCACAUAAAAACGCUUCCACACCCAGUCGUCACAAGCAACAUGACAGAAACUGAGGCAGAGGAAAACUUUUUCAGAUACCUGGAGAAUAAAGAUGUUCUUUGCAAAAAUGAUGUUAGGCUGGGUCACCAACAUGAAGGAGGCUGGAACGUUUGCCUGUCCCCACCAUUCUCUUUGCUUCAUCCCUGUGUAGUUAUGUCAUUUGGAAUUGGCCGAGACUGGCAAUUUGAUGAAGCCGUAUCAAAAAUAUAUGGCUGUCGUGUGUUGGCUUAUGACCCCAGCAUUUUGAAGAUAGGUGACAAACAGAGUAAACUUAUUGAGUUCAAAAGAAUUGGAAUUGGACGUCGAAAUGAAGUGAAUACGGCUGGCUGGCAGCUGAAAACACUAGGCACAAUUAUUCGUGAUGAAGGACUUAAAGAUAAAAUUAUCAGCUAUGUCAAAAUUGACAUCGAAUAUUCAGAGUGGGAAGUACUGAAAUCAAUCUACCAGGAGAUGUCCUUGCACAAUGUUCGUCAGUUUGGAUUUGAAAUGCACUCCAGAGAACUAUUUCAUGCAUCAAAAAUUGAUAUGCCAACAACCAAAGAGGAUUUUGUCCAGAUGUAUAAUCUGCUUAGUCCACUGGAAGAUAAAUUUAAUUUCAGGAAGUUUAACUACAGACGAAAUCCUUUGGGAGAAUACAAGUCAAACAUUACAGGAAAAUUAAGAUCAUGCUGUUAUGACCUUCAUUACCUGAAUAUGAACUUUGUCACACCUAAUUACACCAUUCUGCAUGACCAAGAUUCAAAAUUGUUUCAUUAAAAAAAAAAAAAAUUGAAAGACUCUUUUUCUGGACCAUUUUCACCAGGCAUGGCUAAGCAGUAGCUGGUUGAUUAAUGUAAAGCAUUUAGCCACAUUGUCUCUGCGUGAACGCUGCAUUGAGCAUGCUGCUUAGUGUGGGAUGAGGCUAUACAACGCACAGAGCUACUUGUUAAGUGGAGGAGGCACUUUAUAAAUCAUCAGUUGUUAUUAUUAUUGCAAAGACAGCAUUUUCAUUGGCUUCAGUAUAUAUACCACCCAAGUUUCCUGUUCACAGAAUUGACUAUGUAUAUAUGUAUAUAUGUAUAUCAGAGUAAGAAAUGCUUUCGUAAUUUAAAUCAAGUUCUUUACAGCAAAUAAAUUUUUAUAUGUUGAUGUUUUUUGCAACAUUUUUCCCUUAUCUUUCAUACAGGAAAAAGUGUUGACAACUGAAUUUCUCAAAAUAUUGAAAUUGCAGAGAAAAUGUGUGUCCAUUAAACAGCUGUUGUAUAGCUUUAAAUAAUCUUAGUCAUAUCCAGAUAUUUACACAUAUCAUUAUAUACUUUAAAUACCAGAUGACGUUUUAGCUGUAAAUAUUUUUCAUGAUUGUAUGGCAUUAACUGGGGACAGGAUUUUUUUUUUAACGAUGAUCAUUUAUGCGAGGUAAUAUUUCAGUGUAUCGGAAGAUGUUCAUUUAUGAAAUAAAUAUUUAUAAAUUGUA
Messenger RNA from Pomacea canaliculata, 1923 nucleotides. RefSeq lists its product as uncharacterized. The transcript has 7 exons. Bases 180 to 1226 code for a protein of 348 amino acids. Lineage: Eukaryota; Metazoa; Mollusca; Gastropoda; Architaenioglossa; Ampullariidae. The record is from RefSeq and is a predicted model, not a curated record.